AUGAACUGCAUGAGUAGGCCAUAUGGCCUCUCUAGGCACUUCGAAAAGGCAAUAACAGGUGAAAUGGAAGCAUCAGAUGUGCCUUUAAGGGUACAACGACAAAAAUGGUCAUGUGGUUCAAUUAUAGUUGACGAGAGUGCCAUCAGUCGGCAUGGAGAGCAAGGGGCAUGUAAUAAGAUGGGCUAA
Molecule: messenger RNA, 186 nt
Organism: Babesia sp. Xinjiang
Lineage: Eukaryota; Apicomplexa; Aconoidasida; Piroplasmida; Babesiidae
Exons: 1
Coding region: 1-186 (61 amino acids)
Source: RefSeq, a predicted model, not a curated record